Gossypium raimondii (Peruvian cotton) is the source of this 796-nucleotide messenger RNA. RefSeq names its product eukaryotic translation initiation factor 5A-2. Gene Ontology annotation, molecular function: ribosome binding; RNA binding; translation elongation factor activity. The transcript is spliced from 5 exons. Lineage: Eukaryota; Viridiplantae; Streptophyta; Magnoliopsida; Malvales; Malvaceae. Gene Ontology annotation, biological process: positive regulation of translational termination; positive regulation of translational elongation. Bases 135 to 614 code for a protein of 159 amino acids. The record is from RefSeq and is a predicted model, not a curated record.
AUAACAACGAAUAAAAAUUGAAAACCCUAAGAUUUCUUAAAGAUUACCCCAAUUUCUAUAAAUAUAAUACGCCCACGCCUUCCUCAUCUGCGCCGCCCCCAAUUUUCUCCCUUACUAACAACAAAAACCCUGAAAUGUCGGACGACGAUCAUCAUUUCGAAUCCAAGGCUGAUGCCGGCGCCUCCAAAACCUAUCCUCAGCAAGCCGGUACUAUCCGUAAGAACGGCUAUAUCGUCAUUAAAGGCCGUCCCUGCAAGGUUGUGGAAGUUUCCACCUCCAAGACGGGGAAGCACGGUCAUGCUAAGUGUCACUUCGUUGGGAUCGAUAUCUUCACUGGCAAGAAGUUGGAAGAUAUUGUUCCCUCCUCCCAUAACUGUGAUGUUCCGCAUGUCAAUCGUACUGACUACCAAUUGAUUGACAUUUCUGAGGAUGGAUUUGUGAGCUUGCUGACUGAUAGUGGUGAUACUAAGGACGAUCUGAGGCUCCCAACUGAUGAGAACUUGUUGAAACAGAUCAAGGAUGGGUUUGGUGAGGGAAAAGACCUGGUGGUGUCUGUUAUGUCGGCCAUGGGGGAGGAGCAGAUCUGUGCUCUCAAGGACAUUGGUCCGAAAUAGUUUGAGGUUUGGUGAUUCUAAGUAUGUUAUUACAAAUCUUAAAUGGAAUUAUUUUUAUAAGUGGCUUUUAAUAUCUUGCCUUUCCAAGACUUGGGGUAGGGUAUAAAUGUUGUUUGAAUGGGUUUGUUUUGUUUGGUUUGGAUGCUAGAGAUAAAAAGGAAAAAAAAACACCUUUACUAGUU